GGAGCGGAGAGCCACUGGUGGCCAUUGUAGUUUCGCCAAAGAGGUUUUCUCAGCUUGGCAACGUUGUUUUCCUUGGCCGUGCACUGCAUGCAUGUUGUGUGGUGUGGAUCUUUUACGUGACUCUUUCUGGCAUCGGCUGAACUAUUUGCAGAAAAUGUCACUGGUCAUACCAGAGAAAUUCCAACACAUUUUGCGUGUUGUCGGUACCAACAUUGAUGGCAAGCGCAAGGUUCAAUUCGCCUUGACCGCCAUCAAGGGUGUCGGCCGUCGUUAUGCCAACAUUGUCCUCAAGAAGGCAGACAUUGACCUGAACAAAAGAGCCGGAGAAUGCUCUGAGGAAGAGGUUGAAAAGAUUAUCACUAUCAUGAGCAACCCUCGCCAAUACAAGAUUCCCGAUUGGUUCUUGAACAGACAAAAAGAUAUUCAGGAUGGAAAAUAUUCACAGCUUAUUUCCAGCAGUUUGGACAGUAAAAUGCGUGAUGAUCUUGAGAGGCUCAAGAAGAUCCGUGCCCACAGAGGCAUGCGUCAUUAUUGGGGCCUGCGUGUGAGAGGUCAGCAUACCAAGACAACUGGUCGCAGAGGAAGAACUGUUGGUGUGUCUAAGAAGAAGUAAAGUAAUUGUUUCCAUGAAAAUAAAAAUCCUUUUAAGGAGAAA
Molecule: messenger RNA, 655 nt
Organism: Neocloeon triangulifer
Lineage: Eukaryota; Metazoa; Arthropoda; Insecta; Ephemeroptera; Baetidae
Gene: RpS18
Product: small ribosomal subunit protein uS13
Exons: 5
Coding region: 92-613 (173 amino acids)
Biological process (GO): translation
Cellular component (GO): ribosome; small ribosomal subunit; cytosol
Molecular function (GO): RNA binding; structural constituent of ribosome
Source: RefSeq, a predicted model, not a curated record